Molecule: messenger RNA, 450 nt
Organism: Setaria italica (foxtail millet)
Lineage: Eukaryota; Viridiplantae; Streptophyta; Magnoliopsida; Poales; Poaceae
Product: histone-lysine N-methyltransferase, H3 lysine-36 specific-like
Biological process (GO): DNA alkylation repair; base-excision repair, AP site formation
Cellular component (GO): nucleus; protein-DNA complex
Molecular function (GO): DNA-7-methylguanine glycosylase activity; DNA-3-methyladenine glycosylase activity; alkylated DNA binding
Source: RefSeq, a predicted model, not a curated record
AUGGGCGAGCCAUCCCUUUCCCAACCCAAGCCCCAACCUCUCUCCCUGUCACCAUCCCCAGUGUCCGCCGCAUCACCCACCCCUACCCCCACCGCCUCCACAUCCACCUCCCCCGCCACCGCCGCUGCCUCACGCCCCAAGAAGGCGCCUCCCUCCUCCGACUCCAACCCGCCGAAGAAGCCCCGCCUGACGUUUGCGGUCUCGGGCCGACUGUCCUUCGACGGCGAGGUGGGUCGCCACCUGCGCGACGCUGACCCCACCCUCACCACCGUCAUCAAUGCCCAUGGCCCCCUCGUGUUCCAGUGCCCGUAUCACCUGUUCCACUCCCUCGUUCGAUCCAUCCUCUACCAGCAGCUCGCCUUCAAGGCCGCCACCUCCGUCUACUCUUGGUUCCUCUCGCUCCUCGACGGCGAGGCCAGCGUGACCCCCGACCGAUUUUUUUUAUUUUAG